Eruca vesicaria subsp. sativa (arugula) is the source of this 996-nucleotide messenger RNA. NCBI's taxonomy places the organism in Eukaryota, Viridiplantae, Streptophyta, Magnoliopsida, Brassicales, Brassicaceae. The record is from the annotation of a GenBank genome assembly.
AUGGAAGUUGUUGAAGGGUCGGUUGAGGGCAAAUAUGCCGCGAUUCUAUCAAAGCCGAAAGCAGUGCAACAAAAAAAGGAUGCUGUUGGAGGGUCGGUUUCAGCCACAGAGGAGGGAGUGCUGCCUAACCCGACAUCAGUAGAACAACGAAAGAGUGGACAUCAUGUGAAGCCAACUACCGUCAACCAACCUGAUGGCUUCUUACGCUACAGAAAAAGAGAGCGUCACAGUCCAGAUAGACGAGAUGCAUUCCUCGAGGCUAUGGAGCAUGCUAAGAAUCAGCAACCCUGUGACGAUGACACCUUUCAAAUUGACACGUUAAUGUCUUUUUUCGACUGCACCAAGGUGGCUUCUGAGAAGGCGGUUGAUCAUGUUCUCGCAUACAUCCGGAAGCGCAGGGAUGGUCUCCCUCAGUGUAGAUUUGACUUCCUUGACGCCUCCUUUGUUGCUGAGCUCAUUCGUAACUACAGGGAGUUUAAUGCCUGCCCCUCUAAGGAUGCUUACUCUUUCUCCCCGUGUUUGAAGCAACCGUUUAUAUCCCGCCCUCAAUGGUUCACGAAGGUUGAUGUCCUCUACGUCCCUGUCAUGGUGAAGAAAAGCUACUGGGUUGGUGUUAUUGUUGAUUUAAAUGUCUGGGCCAUGUAUGUUGUUGCAUCCAACACAGCUUGUCCUUCGGAGGUAGAUCUCACUUCAGUCAUAACACCCUUUUCGAUUCUUCUCCCCCACCUCAUUGGUAGGUAUAGUGUCGGGAACAAGGCGCAAGAACUCCAUUUUGCACCCAUGACUAUUUCCCGUCUCGAGCUUUCUGCACUUGUAGAGCAUCCAUGUAAGCGUUGUUCAGCUGUGGUGACCCUCAUGUUGUUAGAGUUGCACGCUGUAGGUAAGCCGUUGAAUUCUGUGCAUUUCAGUGAUGAGCAGGCAAAGACAGCAGCAGAGAAUUAUACAUUUGAAACACUGCAGAUGUGUCAGCCCGGAAAACUUCCUCCGCCGGAGUAG